Messenger RNA from Penicillium egyptiacum, 1332 nucleotides. The record is from the annotation of a GenBank genome assembly. Lineage: Eukaryota; Fungi; Ascomycota; Eurotiomycetes; Eurotiales; Aspergillaceae.
AUGGGAUCUACUUCGUUUCGUUCCCCGCCAAUUCAUCAGGCCGAGGGCCUGCCCUAUUUUACCCCCGCCAACAAUGCCGGAGCAGCUAUAAACCCACAGGAUCCCAACACCCCGACGCUGUUCCGCCCUUUACGAAUUCGAGAUGUCACUCUCAAGAAUCGCGUGAUCGUGGCACCUAUGUGCACUUACUCCACCGAAUCAGAUCCCACUUCUCCGGCUGUAGGCGCGCUCACGGACUUUCACAUCGCGCACCUAGGUCAUUUGGCCACAAAGGGUGCCGGUCUGAUUUUCAUCGAAGCCACAUCAGUUCAGCGCAAUGGACGCAUUUCGCCCAAUGAUUCUGGCCUUUGGCAGGACGGGACAGACUCCGAACAAUUCAAAGGACUCUGCCGCGUGGUGAAUUUCGCUCACAGUCAAGGGGCUAAAAUCGGAAUUCAGCUUGCUCACGCCGGCCGGAAGGCUAGCACGGUGGCGCCCUGGCUCGCAUCACAAGCAAAGCAACGUGGCAUCAAAGCUGAUGAAAGUGUUGGUGGCUGGCCAUUAGAUGUGGUUGGCCCCUCUGGUGGGGAAGAGCAAAUUUGGGCACCUGGCGAUCAAUUCUGGCCCCCUCGCGAGCUUGAAACGGCGGAGGUUGAAGAAAUUGUUCGCGCAUUUGCACGAAGUGCAGGGCUUGCUGCACAGGCCGGAGUGGAUGUAAUUGAGAUCCAUGGUGCCCACGGAUAUUUGCUCCACCAAUUCCUCAGCCCGGUUACCAAUCGACGAACCGACAAAUAUGGUGGCAGCUUUGAGAACCGCACUCGAUUCUUAUGCGAGGUGGCUGCCGCCAUUCGUGCCGUCGUGCCCAGUGGAAUGCCCUUGUUCCUUCGUAUCAGUGCAACAGACUGGCUCGAGAAUCAAACUGUCGCAGCAGGAACCGGAAGCUGGGACAUGCCAUCCUCAAUUCAACUUGCCAAAUUAUUACCGGACCUAGGCAUUGACUUUCUGGAUGUCAGCUCAGGCGGUAAUCACAAAAGCCAACGUAUUGAGCCUCACACGAACUAUCAGAUUGACCUCGCUGGCCAAAUUCGUCAGGAAAUCCACGCCGCCAACCAUACGACGCUGGUUGGAGCUGUUGGCUUUAUUACAGAGGCCCAGUCCGCUCGCGAUAUUGUUCAGGGCGCAGAAGAAGAGGCACAGGCGACCGAAGCAAUGCUGUCUGGCCCAAAGCCUCAGGCUGAUGCCGUAUUGAUGGCCCGUCAAUUUCUGCGUGAGCCCGAAUGGGUGCUAAUGGCAGCCAAGAAGCUAGGUGUGAAAGUAUCUCUCCCGUGGCAGUUUGCUCGGGGCUUACUGUGA